UCUCCCCAGAUCCAUGGCCUGCCCCGUCUCCCCCUCCCCCGCGCCGCUUCCCCGGCAGCUCCCGCUCCCACCCGGCCUCGGCUCCCUCCGGUCGGCGCAGCCGCGCGGCGAGAGGCUGCGGGCGCUGACCCGCCCCGCGCCGCUCCCGUCUCUGAGCGGUUCCUCCGCUGACUCAGCGGCGCUCGUGCCCCGGUGACCCCGGCUCGGAGGCGGCGGCGGCGGCGUGUCAGGGCGCUUCCUCCUCCCCGCCCCCGCGGCACCUUCCCGGCGGACACUGGCCUCGGCAGCGGCUGCAGGAGGGACCGGCCCGGCCCGGCGCGGCGCGCAGAGCUCACCAUGAAGCGGGGCUACGAGGUGACCCGCAACCCGCAUCUCAACAAGGGCAUGGCUUUUACUUUGGAAGAGAGACAGCAGUUGAAUAUUCAUGGAUUAUUGCCUCCUUGCUUUCUCAGUCAAGAUGUCCAGGUUUUAAGGAUUCUCGUGAAUUUUGAAAGACAAACAUCUGACCUAGACAGAUACAUUCUGUUAAUGGGUCUUCAGGAUCGAAAUGAAAAGCUUUUCUAUAAAGUGCUGACGUCUAACAUUGAAAGGUUCAUGCCUAUUGUUUAUACUCCCACUGUGGGUCUGGCUUGCCAACAAUAUGGUUUAGCAUUUCGGAGGCCAAGAGGUCUUUUUAUCACCAUCCAUGACCGGGGACACAUUGCUACAAUGCUUAAAUCAUGGCCUGAAGAUGCCAUCAGGGCUAUUGUGGUGACUGAUGGAGAACGUAUUCUUGGCCUUGGAGACCUGGGCUGUUAUGGAAUGGGCAUCCCAGUUGGUAAAUUGGCCCUUUACACAGCAUGUGGAGGAAUGAAACCACAGGAAUGUCUGCCUGUAAUCCUGGAUGUGGGAACUGAUAAUGAGGAGUUACUAAAAGAUCCCUUAUAUAUUGGACUGAGGCACAAAAGAGUCAGGGGUCAAGCUUAUAAUGACCUUCUUGAUGAAUUCAUGCAAGCUGUGACUUUCAGGUAUGGCAUGAAUUGCCUUAUUCAGUUUGAGGAUUUUGCUAAUGCCAAUGCAUUCCGCCUCCUGAAUAAGUAUCGUAACAAAUACUGCACUUUCAAUGAUGACAUUCAAGGAACAGCGGCUGUGGCUGUUGCAGGUCUUCUAGCAGCUCUGCGCAUCACUGAGAACAAGCUGUCAGAUCAUACUAUACUGUUCCAGGGAGCUGGAGAGGCUGCCCUUGGGAUAGCAAAUUUGAUUAUUAUGGCUAUGCAAAAAGAAGGAACAUCUGAACAUGAGGCCAUCAAAAAGAUAUGGAUGGUUGACUCAAAAGGAUUAAUAGUUAAGGAGCGUUCCUCAUUAACAACUGAGAAAGAAAGGUUUGCCCAUAAACAUGAUGAAAUGAAAAAUCUGGAAGAUAUUGUUAGAGCUAUAAAACCAACUGUACUUAUAGGAGUUGCAGCCAUUGGUGGUGCAUUUACAAAACAGAUUCUCAAGGAUAUGGCUUCCUUUAACAAGCAGCCUAUCAUUUUUGCCUUAAGUAACCCAACCAGCAAAGCAGAGUGCUCUGCAGAGCAGUGCUACCAGAUGACUGAGGGGCGUGGCAUUUUUGCAAGUGGAAGCCCCUUUGACCCUGUGACUCUUCCAAGUGGGCGCACUUUCUAUCCUGGACAGGGUAACAAUGCAUAUGUGUUUCCUGGAGUUGCCCUUGGUGUUGUUUCAUGUGGAUUGAGAUAUAUAAGUGAAGACAUUUUUCUCACUACUGCUGAGGUGAUAGCUCAACAGGUUUCAAAGAAACAUUUAGAAGAAGGUCGUCUAUACCCUCCAUUAGUCACUAUUCGAGAUGUGUCACUGAAAAUUGCUGUGAAGAUUGCAGAACAAGCCUACAGCAAUAAAACAGCAUCUUUCUAUCCUGAGCCUGAAGACAAGGAAGCAUUCAUCCGCUCACAGGUUUAUAGCACUGAUUAUGACAACUUUGUGGUGGACUCUUAUGUCUGGCCUGAGGAAGCCAUGAAAAUACAGACCGGAAAUCCUUAAUAGAAAAUGAACAAAGGUAGCAGUAGUUGAAAGAAUUCAAAUACUUAUUACUUUUCUAUCAAAUCUAAAAAUUAAUAGUUUUUUUUAAAUCUUUAAUAGAAGAUGAACAAGGUAGCAAUAGUUGAGAAUUCAAAUAUUUAGUAGUUCUCUGUCAAAUCUAAAAAUUAUAUUUUUAAUAUGCUGAAAACUUUUACAGUCAGACUAAUUUUUUCUUUAAAACUUUGUACUUUUAUUUCAAAUUAGUUGAUUAACCUGCUAAAAUAACUGUACACGUAAGAAUAAAAAUCAAUUUGUGGCAAUGGA
Messenger RNA from Mauremys mutica (yellowpond turtle), 2322 nucleotides. RefSeq names its product malic enzyme 1 (gene ME1). Gene Ontology annotation, molecular function: malate dehydrogenase (decarboxylating) (NADP+) activity; malate dehydrogenase (decarboxylating) (NAD+) activity; NAD binding. NCBI's taxonomy places the organism in Eukaryota, Metazoa, Chordata, Testudines, Geoemydidae. The transcript has 14 exons. Gene Ontology annotation, cellular component: mitochondrion. The record is from RefSeq and is a predicted model, not a curated record. The coding region runs from base 337 to 2019 and encodes 560 amino acids. Gene Ontology annotation, biological process: malate metabolic process; pyruvate metabolic process.